GCGAUUGGCAACUACGUGGCGCAACGCUAUAAAUCAGUCAGACCACUUCGCAGCUUUCCUGCAAAAGGAAGCGGUGAAAGUCUUCGUUGGGCCUCCAUCCUCGGCUCUGCUCGUCACCCUCUUCGCUCUCAAUCUCCAUUUCCGUCAUCAACUGUUAUAGAAGAUGAGUUCGGCGGGUGUGAAGGAAGAUUGUCUCGGUUGGGCUGCCCGAGACCCUUCUGGGUUUCUCUCCCCCUACAGAUUCAGCCGCAGGGCCGUGGGAAGCGAUGACAUCUUGAUUAGGAUCACGCACUGUGGAGUGUGCUAUGCAGAUGUUGCUUGGACUAGGAAUGUGCAAGGACACUCCAAGUAUCCUCUGGUGCCAGGGCACGAGAUAGUUGGAAUUGUGAAAGAGGUUGGCUCCAGUGUCCAACGCUUCAAAGUCGGCGAUCAUGUGGGCGUGGGAACUUAUGUCAAUUCAUGCAGAGAGUGCGAGUACUGCAAUGACGGACUAGAAGUCCAAUGCGACAAGAUGGUUUUGACUUUUGAUGGAAUUGAUGCAGAUGGUACAGUCACAAAGGGAGGAUAUUCUAGUCACAUAGUCGUUCAUGAAAGGUACUGCUUUAGGAUACCGGAAAACUACCCGAUGCAUUUAGCAGCACCAUUGCUCUGUGCUGGAAUCACAGUAUAUGCUCCGAUGAUGCGUUACAAGAUGAACCAACCUGGUAAAUCUCUAGGCGUAAUUGGACUUGGUGGGCUAGGUCACAUGGCAGUUAAGUUUGGGAAGGCUUUUGGACUUAAAGUCACAGUGUUCAGUACAAGCAUUUCUAAAAAGGAGGAAGCACUGAGCCUGCUUGGCGCGGACCAUUUCGUUAUCUCAUCUGACCAAGAGCGGAUGAAGGCCAUGGUUAAGUCCCUGGACUUUAUAAUCGACACGGCAUCUGGCGAUCACCCAUUCGAUCCUUACAUGUCUCUUUUGAAGACGGGUGGUGUUCUAGCACUGGUUGGGUUCCCGAGCGAAGUUAAAUUCAGUCCGGCAAGCCUUAACCUCAGUAUGAGGAGUGUUUCGGGUAGCAUCACGGGAGGAACAAAGGAUACUCAAGAAAUGAUAGACCUCUGUGCAGCGCAGAAGAUAUACCCGAAAAUCGAAGUGAUACCGAUCGACUAUGCGAAUGAAGCCCUUGAGAGGCUCAUCAAGAGAGAUGUUAAGUACCGAUUUGUGAUCGACAUUGAGAACUCCUUGAAGUGACACCAUCAAUGUGGGAAGUAGGAAAAUCACACGGAGAGGAAAAGUGGGAAUUUCGGAGAGAGGAGAGCGCCAUGUCUGCCUUUUAACUUGCUCUGACUAUGCCUAUUGUACUUUCGUAGUCGGGAACUUAUAGCUGAAAUGAGUGAAUGGGUAAUGAAAUCCUUGUACUUCUCUAUG
Rhodamnia argentea is the source of this 1405-nucleotide messenger RNA. RefSeq names its product probable cinnamyl alcohol dehydrogenase 1. The record is from RefSeq and is a predicted model, not a curated record. NCBI's taxonomy places the organism in Eukaryota, Viridiplantae, Streptophyta, Magnoliopsida, Myrtales, Myrtaceae. The transcript has 7 exons. The coding region runs from base 164 to 1228 and encodes 354 amino acids. Gene Ontology annotation, molecular function: oxidoreductase activity, acting on the CH-OH group of donors, NAD or NADP as acceptor; zinc ion binding.